UGUUUUGGGCUAAACAAAAAUUCAGUUUAUGCUUGAUUCUUGCUUACAGGUUUGAUGUCAGAGCAAUGACAUGUCUAGUACAUUUUGAUUGGACUGUCAUAGAGUUCUGCUUUUGUUUUUGGUAACAUGUCUACAAAGGAGUUUGAAGAAGGUUUUAUCUUUGCCACAAACAUUCUUCGCAGCUUUCAGAGGACAUAGAGUUUCUUAUCAGACAGUUUGUUUCAAUUUCCCACUAACUUUUUUUGUGCUUUUCGGGAAAGAUGUUAUCAGUGAAGUUUGACAGCCAUAGAAACAGAGACAUGAGUUGAAAGCUCUGCCACUGACUAAUAAUCACGAUGGGGUUAAGAAUGAGAGGUCUGGAGCUCGGCACUCUCCUCAUAUGGAGCUGCUUCUUGCUUUUGCUUCAGCCAUGUGGAAGCAUGGAGCCCUCAUGUCCAGCAGAUGCAAGGAGACCAGUGCUCCAAACUCCAAAUUCAACAUAUACUCAACUGAACUACAACAGUGCCUUUAUGUCGCCCAUUGUAAAUUCUUUCUUGGGCUCUGUUCAGAGCAAACCCUUCCCUAAAGAUCUGCUGAUUAAAAUGAUAACACAACCAUCAGAAAUCAUGCAAACGGAGGGGGUUACAGAGGUUUUGAAAUAUGAGAUAGGUUUCCUGGUCUGCAUUGCCAUUGGGAUCCUGUACAUCAUCCUCAUGCCUCUAAUUGGCCUAAUCUUUGCCUGUUGCCGUUGCUGUGGUAACUGCGGGGGCCGCAUGAAACAGGAGCAAAUGUCAAACAUCCACUGCAAAAGGAGAAGCUUUUACUGGUCCACGUUUUUCAUCACUUCAGUGAUCUUGGCGGGGAAUGUUUGCAUGUUCCUAAGCUGUACGCACACUUCAGAAACUUUGAUGAACAGCCCCACCGAAGUCUCAAACAUCUUGGAAGAUGUAAAAAGCUAUCUUGUAACUGUUCCAAAGCAAAUCGGACAAGUGGUAGAUGAGAGUUCUUUGACUGUGGAAAAGGUGAAAAGUAGCUUAAAUGGCUCUUCACUUGGUGAAUUUAUCCAGAGUGGUCUUAAAGGUCAUCUCGACCCAUCAAUAAAAUCCAUUUCUGAAAUAGCACAAGUGAUAAACAGCACUGGUGUUGCACUCCAGCAUGUUAAUAACACUUUGGAGCAGCUGAUGCCGAAGGUGGAUGAGCUAAAUGUUAAUAUAUCUGCAGUGAGGCAGCGCAUUAACGUCACCUUGUCGUUACCGGGCUGUGUGAACUGUACCUCCCUUCAGCCAAAACUAGACAAACUAUCCCUGGAUGCAGAUCUUGAAUUUCCUGAUCAGACUGAACUGAUGUCUGCUGUAAACAAAGCUGAAAAUGCUGAUGUCAUCGGACAGGCAAAUAAGGGGAACGAUUUUUUUGACGAUAUUCCACAGAAGGUGAAAACUGAGACCACGCAAACUGUAAAACUGGCAGUAUCUGAGCUUGAAAAAUUAAAAUCACAGAUCUCAGACGUGACUAAAAGACUUCCACUGGACAAACUGGAGAACUUCUUACAGCCACUAACUGAAGUUCAACAGGAUGUUUUAGAUGUUACUCAAUACACACAGUUGUCCAGUAAAAUCAGCCUCGGUGUUGGAUUGGUCCUGAGCUGUCUGAUUUUGCUGGUGGUUGUCUGUAAUUUUCUGGGUCUGCUGCUUGGUGCAGUUGGUCUUAAACCUCUGGAUGACCCAUCUGAACGCUCCUGCACAUCUAGCUGUGGAGGAAUAUUCUUCAUGGCAGGAGUAGGUUUCAGUUUCCUGGUUUCCUGGAUCUUCAUGAUAGUGGUGGUGAUACUUUUCAUAGUGGGGGGUAAUCUUCAUACCUUUGUUUGUGCACCAUGGCAGAGCAAGGAGAUCUUCCAGAUUCUAAGCACUCCAGGGCUCAUUCCAGGAUUUAACUUAUCUACUACACUGCAACUGAAUACAGACCUGACAAUUGGUAGCAUGUACAGUGAUUGCCAAAUGAAUAAGCCUUUAUGGACCACACUGCAUUUAAAUGGUAUCAUCAACCUAGAGGAUGUGUUAAAUAUUUCAAAGUUCGAAGGGCAAAUCUAUCAGUACUUUGAAAAUGCAGAUAUCAACAUAGCAAAUAUCACAAUCCUCACAUCAGAUGUAAAGUCCCAGUUACGCAAUUUCUCUGACAGUUUCAGCAGCACGAACUUCAGCAGCAUCACACAGCAGAUGAAUAAUAUUUCUGAAACUAAUCUGAACUCCACUGCAGAUGAUUUGGAUGACAUGGCCUCUAAACAGACGAAUAAAAAUAUUUCGGAUGAACUACACAAGCAAGCUCAAGAACUGCGAAACAUCCAGACUGCAAUCACUUUUAGCAUCAUGCCUUUGGUGGUUGAGCUGAACUCCACCAUUAAGAAUCUUAGCAGAACAGCAUCACAAAUCAAUGACACCGUCGGGACUGUUCUCAGAAGUGUUGUUUAUGCUCAGGACAUCAUGAACUACAAUAUAUCACAGAUUGUGAAAAAAGAGAGCAGGACAUUCGUAGACUGUCAAUUUAAAAUAUUUAGGUCAUUCACUCAAUGGGCAAAUCAAACAAUUACUGAGCAGCUGGGUCGCUGUGGGCCUGCAGCUGCAGCCAUCGAUAGGUCAGAGAAUCUGCUGUGUAGACAUCUGGUGGCAAGUUUGAACGCCUUUUGGUUCAGUUUGGGUUGGUGUAUGAUGUUCCUGAUCCCCAGCAUUAUCUUCUCUGUUAAACUUGCCGAGUUCUAUCGCAGGAUGGAGUGCACAGAUGUUUAUGAGAACAAAGUCGUGAUGGAUACAUUCCCAAGGGCCAGUAUCAACCCUCAAUCAAUAGGAAGUUAGAAAACAUUUAACAGAAAUACAUGACAGUGAUUGAAAACCUUUGCACGUUAACUUAUCAAUCAAUGAAACACACACUUUCUAUAUAUUUAACAAUCAUAAAUAGAUGUUUUUGCCAACUCCAGUCAUUUUGUUUUAAGUAUUGUUUCUGAUCUGAUAAUGGUUGUACAAAUAAUGGACUUUUGUGCAAGUUUUAUUCCUUUUAUUUGAAUCCUUUUAUUCUAAUGUAUUAUUAGCGCAGUGCACUCAAACAUAAAAAUGUGUCAAACUUCAGGACCUAAUGUUAAAUUUUUUAUUGUUUUUAUGUUUUAUACAGCAAUUAUGUGUUAAAACACAUUUUUAUGUAACAAUCAUGAGGUUUAAGCAUAAGAAAAGCACUUUAUCUAAAACAUAUAUUAUGAUAUAAAUAUAUUUGUAUAUUUUGCCAUCUUUAAGUUAAACUGUUAAAUUCUGAUACUAUAGAUUAAUUAAACUUAAACCUUAAAAUGUUUUGCUUAUUUGCUUUUAAUACAAAACAGACAUUUCAAUAAGAUGCUUGUUCUUAUGAAGAAUUUAAUAAAUAGACAAUUAAAUGUGGAGAUUGACUGCAAAGGAUUGCAUUUGACUGCUGGUGAAACAUUUCUAUUUUUCCAUUCCAUUCCAUUUUCUACUGCUUAUCCGAACUACCUCGGGUCACGGGGAGCCUGUGCCUAUCUCAGGAGUCGAAACAUUUCUAUUAUCUAUAUAUUUCAUGAAUUAAACAUGA
Molecule: messenger RNA, 3567 nt
Organism: Triplophysa dalaica
Lineage: Eukaryota; Metazoa; Chordata; Actinopteri; Cypriniformes; Nemacheilidae
Gene: prom2
Product: prominin 2
Exons: 24
Coding region: 336-2825 (829 amino acids)
Cellular component (GO): prominosome; microvillus; cell surface
Molecular function (GO): cholesterol binding
Source: RefSeq, a predicted model, not a curated record